AUGCAAUCAGAUAUUGUAGUUUAUGAUCUAACUGUUUCAAAGAUAUGGUGUACGAUGUGUGUGAAUAAGAUAAAAUCGAGCUUUGAAGGUUAGCAAGGUACUAGUUAUUUCAACAAUUGCAAGGUAUUAUAUAUGUUCAAGUGAACGUAAUGGCUGAACGAGUGAUCAUUUCAUUCAAUCAAUCACUCAUGUAAAUUAAUUUUUUGUAUCCUCUAGCUCACUCGACUAGAUUAAGGCGAUCUUGGAACAAAACAAUUUUUUUAUAGUUGGUCAACCAAGAUUAAUUAAUACUGACUCCAAUUAAUUGAGGAGGUGUUAGUUCUUUUUUCCAAAUUCGGACUUUCAAUUAGACGACUUGAAACAAAUAAGGAGCAAUCUCCACCAAUAGUAUCAGGGUGGACUAAGAGAAAUUUAGUAAGAAAAUUUUAAAUAUAACAUGCAAGUAUAAUUUUAUUAAUAACAUUUUUAAAAGUCUGGUUAAUUAAUAACCAUAUCUUAUUAGCCAUUGUCAAUUUCGGCAUUUUAGAUAAAAUAGAACAUAUAAGCCUAAAUCUAGGACAAAAUUCCAACAAUAGAUGAAAAAGAGAAGAUUGGUUCUGACCCUUAAUUCCUUGUUUAUAAUGCACUCCUCGAAAAAUUCAAAAAGAAAAGUGGAUAUUAGGAAGCAGUCACCUAUAGAAAGUUCAUUUUAGCCAUUGUGUUAAGCAUCCAAUUUUUAGUAUUUUGUUCCAUCAUGCCUCAUUUCGAUUAUUAUAACCCUUUUCUAUCGUAUCCUCAUGAAGAAUCCAUAUUUAGUAUCUACUUGGUAUUCAUCUUUUUCACGACAACUUUCACAUUGAUUUAAUUUGGCACUCCAACUUACAAGAACGCAUAUCGCUUGUUCAUCAAAUACAGGUAAGCAUCUAUACUUCUAUCAUUUAGAAUGUGUAAUAUGGAUACAUUAUUGACUCUGGGUUCAUUGGCUGCUUAUUGUAUGAGUUUGUUCUUGAUUGUUGUUUACACUCUCGAAGGAUAGAAUACAGAAGAAGAGACCGAUUGUGAGGAAACCUAAAUGGAAAGAAUAAUGAACAUAAUACACGACCUAGAAUCUGCAGGACUGAUACUUACUGUAAUUACGAUAGGCAAAUACUUCGAAGGAAAGGCAAAACAGACAAUAAUGGAGAUGCAGAAUCAAAUAUUUCCUCAAGAUUAGUUAUUAAAGACACCUACUGUUAUGAAGGUAUAAGUGAAGAACUAGGAUUACGACAUCAAUUUUUAAGAGAGUUGUGAUAUUUCAUUAUUGGAAAAGGGAGACUUGAUUGUUCUUGAGAAGGGAAUGAAAUUAUUAUUGGAUGGAGUAAUUGUUAAAGGUUCGGUAUCAGUGAUUGAUUCAAUUUGUUAUGGAUAAGAUGAUAGAUUUCAAGCCUCAAUGGGAACUAGACUGAAAUCUGGUGCUGAUAUCCUAGAUGGUUCAUGUAUCUUUUAAGUAGAGUAAGUGAUUGAGUCUUCUAUGUUGUUUCAAAUAGCUGAACAAUUAAACUUAGCAUAAUCAGAAAGGGAAAGCAAGGACUUUGGAAUCACAGCAAUGUUGCAAUAAUUAUCUUAGAGGUUUGUAGUUGGAGUCAUUUGUGUGGGCUUGAUUGUAUUUACAGUUUGGACAGUUUUAAUAGGAUUUGAUAUUGUUGAAAUUGAUGAAUAUUGUGUUUGGUGUUUUCCUUUUGAGAGGGCUAUUUCUAUUUUGGUUGCCUCAUGUCCUUGUGCAUUGGGAUUGGCAGUACCAUCUGUGGUUAUCAUCACAUUAAACUUGGCUUUGAAAUCUGGAAUCUUGAUAAAAAAGGUAUUAAAUCAGUUAUUGAUCUUAGAAUACUAUUUUUGAAUCAAUUAACAAAAUAAAUUGUAUUAUUUUUGAUAAGACAGGAACCUUAUUCACUAAAGUGGACCACAUUGAAUCUUUCACUCUUCUAUCUAAGAAUGAGACAGAGAUUUCGUUAAAGUAAUAGGAUAAAACUGUUGUGAAGGUUAAAUAAUUUUAGAAAUCUUUGGUGAUGUCUGAUCCUGUUGACACUAAAAGAGAUAUACCAAAUACUGAAGGUAAAAUAUAAUCGAAUCUGAAAUUCAAUAAGACUUUGUCAGGUCAAGAUUUAUGGGCUAUUCUGGGAGUCUUAGAAAAAGACUUCAAUCAUCCUAUCGCUACCUUAUUAUUCAAGGAAUCUGUUCAAAGAUAAAUUGGAAGAUAGAGUACAUUUGUCCUUACUGAACAAGCAAGAUAAGACAAAAAUGGAAUCAUUGGAAAUGUAACUAGAACUACUGAUCAAACAUAGUUUAGAUGUUUAAUUGGAAAUAUUGCUCAUCUAAAUGAAAAUGGGGCAAUACUAGAAGAUUAUAUCAUUAAAAAAUGUUAGUGUCUGGAAAGAAAGGGAAAAACAGUGAUUCUAAUGACUAUUGAUGGUAUACCAGAAGUAAUCCUAUGUUUGGAUAACAAAACCAAUUUAAGACCUGAAGCCAAGGCUGUGAUCACAUAUUUAAGAGAAAAUCUGAAUAAAACUGUUUAUAUUUUGUCUGGGGAUUCAAAGAAAACAGUGUCCUCUGUAGGCAAAUACUUAGAUAUACCACCAAGCCACCAGUAUGCUGAAAUAGAUGCAGAGGGAAAAUAAAGGUUCUUAAAGGAGUUAAAAGAGAGAAAUUAGGAAGUCAUGAUGAUUGGAGAUGGACUCAAUGAUGUUCUCUCACUCCAAUAAGCUUCUAUUGGUGUUGCUAUUAAUGCAAAAUCGGAAUUGAAUCUCAUGGCUUCAGAUGUAAUAGUCCUUAAUGAAAACUUGUGGAGCAUCGUAUCUCUCAUAAAUUUGAUGAACACAGCGUUAAAAGUAAUCUAUAUCAACCUGAUUUGGGCCUUUGCUUAUAAUUUGUUGAUGGCACGUAAGAUUUUUUAUCAGAUUUUUAGCUAUCGCAGCUGGUGUGUUCUAUGGAUAAGGAUUUACUAUAUCUCCAAUGAUAUCCUCUACAUCAAUGUCCUUAUCAUCUAUUAUUGUUGUACUUAUUAGCAACUUCAUGAAACUGAUCAAAUUUGAUCCAUCACAAUGUCACAGCAUUCCAAGAAUGCAAAAGUACAGAUUGCAUGAGGAAUCUAACUUCUAAUCAGACUCUUAUCUUUAAGUAGACAAUACCCAAGAAUCUGCUCGAAAAGUAAAUGAUUAAAGAAAUAUUAUGAUUUGA
This is a messenger RNA of Paramecium octaurelia, 3192 nucleotides long. Lineage: Eukaryota; Ciliophora; Oligohymenophorea; Peniculida; Parameciidae. The record is from the annotation of a GenBank genome assembly.